AAAAUUAUAAAAUGUUAUUUUCGUCCAAUAUUUAAAAUUGAAAAAGUUCACUAGAAUUUCCUUUUUACAAACACCUUUUUUAAAAUGACGCUAUUUUUAAAAAUUUCGUAUUGAAAAAAGAUAGGAAAAAUUCUUAAUUAGUAAUGCUGAAAGAAUUGUGUCUUUAAAUUGAUAUGAUUUCAUCUGAUUCAGAUAUAAAUCAAUCAACUAAAGUACAGUGCAAUUCAAACAUAUUUCGAAAUUAAUUUAAUUUUGAAAUUUUUAUAUUGGUUUACUCCAAAAAAGAAAAUAUAUUUAAAAAAAAAUAAAUCUGCAAAUUUAAUGUAAAAUAUUUUAUUUCAUUUAGAUUUGAUUCUAUUGUCAAUUAAUUAAAAAAAACCAAUAUGAAAAAAUAAACUAAUUUACAUUUGAAUUACAAGUUUGAAAAAUUAAAAAUAAAAUACAUCAGGCAAAAUCGCUAAAAAAAAUACUGGGAAAAUUUAUUAUAUUUUAAAAAUUUAGCAUCAAUGAAAAGAAAUUAUUAAAUUUUUAUGAUUGACUGUACUUAUAAAAGCAUCAGUCUCCAACUGAUUCAGCAGUCCAAGAAACAUAAUCAGUGCGCGUUACAAUGAUUUUCUUUAUUGUUUCAAAAAAUUUUGUUUGAAUAAUGUGUAAUUUUUCAUUUGUUUUUGAAAAUUGUUUAAAAAAAAUAAGUUAAAUUGUAAAAAAUGCAAAAUCCGGAAGAAAUUGUUACCGACUUUUCUCAAAGUAUUGAAGAAGAUAAACAAAGUGGAGAUAAAUUAAUGGAUAAUACAAGAGAAAAGAAAAAAGAUUCUUUGGACGUUGAAACCAUCACUCAGAAUGCAAUAGACGCAACAGGUUUUGGAAUUUUUAAUAUACAAAUUGCCUUACUAAGUGCCUUAGUUUAUGCAAAUUCGGCAAUUGCCUUGUCCAGUACUAGUUUCAUUCUUCCUGCAGCAGUAUGUGAUUUCGAAUUGAACACUGUUGAUAAAGGACGAAUCGCUGUUUUUCUUUUGAUAGGCACAACAAUUGGUACAAUUAUUUGGGGAUUUGUGACCGAUCUCAAGGGUCGAAAAUAUUCUCUAGUAAUAUGUCUGUUUUUGCAAGGAUGUAGUGAUUUUUUUAUGUCAUUCACUCCAAGUUAUUGGUGCUUUUUAUUUUAUAGAUUUCUGAGCGGUAUAGGAAUUAGUGGACAAAUAACACUUGUUUUUGCAUAUGCCGGUGAAUUUCAACCAACAAAAUUUCGAAAGAGAAUACUUUCCUGGUUAGACAUUGCGUGGAUUGGUGGAAUACUUUUAGUACCAUUUUUAGCUUGGUUUAUCAUUCCAUUGGAAUUACAAUACGUUUACGGGAGAUUUUUCUUUCGAUCAUGGAAUUUAUUUAUUUUAAUAUCAUCACUACCGGGAUUAAUAAUUGGAGUAUUUUUACUUUAUUAUCCGGAGACUCCAAAAUUUCUCGCUAAUACCAAACAGUAUUCAAAAUUAUUAAAAGUUCUUGUGACAAUGUAUCAACAAAAUACACCAUCAAAAUUGAAGAGAAAUGAAGAGAAUGUAUUUUUUAAUAAAAUUUUGAGUCCUUUUCUCAUUGACAAUGAAAAUAAUUUAUCACAAAUAGAAAAAUUGGAAAAUAUCGAAAAUAAUGAAAAUGGAGAUAGAAAUUUGAAGAUAAUGUUAAGAAAUCUAAAAUUACAAGCAAUAGAAAUAUUUAAAACUCCUUAUUGGAAGAAAAUGAUAAUAGGAAGUGUGGCUACUUUCCUGAUAUUGGCACCUUAUAAUACAUUAAUUCUUUGGUUUCCCGAGCUUCUCGAGCGAUUUGCAAUAUUUCAACAUCAUUAUCCAAAUGAAUCAUCGAGUGUUUGUAUAGUAUCACAAAAAUUAUUUUCCUCGAAUAAUGAUUCAAAUAUUUGUGAUCGAUCGAUACAUGAAAGUGUAUUUAUUGAUACUCUAUGGCUUUCUGCAUCAUGUAUUCCACCUGCAAUUUUAUUACCCCUUUUUGUCGAUAAAUUAGGAUUUAAAUUUUUCUUAGUUUCUGCAAUAAUCAUUAGUAGUUUAGCAACAUUUGGAUUAUUUUUCGUCACCACAUCAUUGGAAAAUAGAAUUUUAUCAUGUAUUUUUGAAUCAACAAAUUCUAUAGGAAUAAGCAUAAUAUAUUGUUGUUUAAUUGAAAUUUUUCCAACAAAUUUCAGAAUUCUAGCCAUGAGUGUUGCUAUUUUAUCAGGAAGAAUAGGCAGUUUAGUUGGCAAUUUAAUAUUUAGUUAUUUCAUUGACAAUUAUUGUGCACCUGUUAUUAUUACAAUGUCUGCACAACUUUUCCUUGGUGCAAUUCUGUGUUUGAUUUUAUGAUAAAAAAAAAUUGCAUAUAAUUUUUUUUUAACUUUUUACCUUUUAGAUUACUUUUUUUUAAAAUUAAUACUCUGUAAUUAUGUGAUCACUGUAUUAUUAAUGUAAUUCAGAUUUAU
Messenger RNA from Leptopilina boulardi, 2458 nucleotides. RefSeq names its product synaptic vesicle glycoprotein 2B-like. Lineage: Eukaryota; Metazoa; Arthropoda; Insecta; Hymenoptera; Figitidae. Gene Ontology annotation, biological process: transmembrane transport. Gene Ontology annotation, cellular component: membrane. The coding region runs from base 708 to 2342 and encodes 544 amino acids. Gene Ontology annotation, molecular function: transmembrane transporter activity. The record is from RefSeq and is a predicted model, not a curated record. The transcript has 10 exons.